AUGGUGAAGAAGAAGCUCCCUUCCGAAGAGGACAGGGCAGCUACCAAGCACAUUGGGAACAAGGCAAAAAGACAAGAGGUUUAUGACAGGAUCAAGAAACAAAAGAAAGCGAUCAAGAAAGCCAAGAAGGAGCAGAGGAAGAAAGAUGCCGAGGACCCGGAGAAGAAGGACCUCCCCAAGCAAGUCCCCAGGACCUUGGAGAACAUGCGCGAGGCCGACGAGACCAUCAUGGAGUCCGAAGACGAGGAGAUCCGACGUGAUGAGGAGGAGGAUGAGUUCCGGAAAUAUUUCGACGGCGAACCUCCUAGAACGAUCAUCACGACCAACAACCAUCCUUCGAAGCCUCUGAUCGAACUGGUCAAGUCCCUUCUUGUGCUGAUCCCUGGAUCGUACUACUAUUCCCGACGCAACUACAACAUCAAGGACAUCUGCAAGUGGGCGGGGGAGAGAGGGUUCACCAACUUGAUUAUCCUCGGUCAGGGUUUACAGCUCGGUGGGCACAAGAAGCUCCCAUGCUCAAUGCUGCUCAUCCACCUGCCGGAAGGCCCCACUCUGCAUUUCCGCCUCUCAAGCGUGAAGCUUCCGGAUCAGAUCAAGAACCAUGCCAGGGCAACCAAACACAAGCCUGAGCUCAUUCUGAACAACUUCACAACGAGGCUGGGUCAACGAGUUAGCCGUGCAUUCUCAAGCUUGUUUCCACAGGAUCCUCAGUUCACGGGAAGACGGGUUGUCACAUUUCACUGUCAAAGAGACUACGUCUUCGUGCGACAUCACAGGUACAUCUUCCCCGACGACAAGCAAGGGGAGAAGGCUCGUCUGCAGGAGAUUGGCCCUAAGUUCACUCUGAAGCUGAAGAGCAUGCAGGCGGGGACAUUCGAUAGCAGUCGCGGCGAAUACGAAUGGAUCCACAAGAAAGAAAACUUGGGGAGCAAGAAGAAGUUCGCGUUGUAA
This is a messenger RNA of Guillardia theta CCMP2712, 951 nucleotides long. RefSeq lists its product as hypothetical. Bases 1 to 951 code for a protein of 316 amino acids. The record is from RefSeq and is a predicted model, not a curated record. Gene Ontology annotation, cellular component: preribosome, large subunit precursor; nucleolus. The transcript is spliced from 5 exons. Gene Ontology annotation, biological process: maturation of LSU-rRNA; maturation of 5.8S rRNA. Gene Ontology annotation, molecular function: rRNA primary transcript binding. Lineage: Eukaryota; Cryptophyceae; Pyrenomonadales; Geminigeraceae.